Hyposmocoma kahamanoa is the source of this 1116-nucleotide messenger RNA. RefSeq lists its product as uncharacterized. The annotation marks the transcript as partial. Lineage: Eukaryota; Metazoa; Arthropoda; Insecta; Lepidoptera; Cosmopterigidae. The record is from RefSeq and is a predicted model, not a curated record. The transcript is spliced from 6 exons.
GACCUAAAAAAAUUCAACACAACACACUACCCUCCGAACACGUUUCUCAAGUUUGCAUCAGCGCUCAACAGGCUCAUGGAGGACGGAAUCUUGACCAAGGAGAUCCUACAGGAUGUAACACAUGAUACCACGGUUGGAGUCACUUGGGUGUACGCCUGGAACCAUGUCGUAAAGCUAUUUGAGAGAUCUGAUAGGGACAGCAUUCUUAAAAACUUAUUUUCAAAACUAGACACUGUGCUACCCGCCGUCAAUACAACAGAAAUCUCAGGGUCUCUCUACGUACUCUGGAACAAUUACAUCACCUGCUCGGUCUUGUCACCCCAGACCGAUGACACCUGCAGGGCGACAGCUCGAAACGCCUGGAAAUACGCCUUGCAAUUCGUCUCAGUUAUAUUUAGAGAAGCUGCUGGUGAUCUACUUACAUUUUUCAAGGAGUUUUAUGACCCUGAAAGAAAUCUGUUGCAAGUACUUGGUUUCACAAAGAAGACUGUAUUGUAUGACAUGUAUGAAAAUCUCGGCGACUUUAUGGGCGUACUACUCAAUUCCUACGGGGACCAUGUAUUUAUGUCAGAGAUUCGCAAAGCAUCUCUCUCCCAAUUCUGGGACUGCGAAAGCAUCGUGUCAGCUUUGGUGCCGCCACCAGGCAGCAUCAUAGAUAGCGAAACUAUCACACGAAUACGGCCCAUCAUCUGCCCGUCUGCCCUGUACUGGUUGUCGCUGCCUGUAGGAGAUAACACGUUGCUUGAUGUUAUUGCUAAGCCUCAAUACUACUUCUACACACUGGACGUAAACAAUCUAACUAGCUCGUAUGAAGAAGCCUACGACAACAUGAACGAACUAUCAAACUUAUUUAUAGACAUCGCUAACAAAACACAAACUCUCAUCAAAGAAGAAGAUAUUACGUUGGAUUCCCUUCGACACAAACUUGAGAGACUCGUCGAUAACGUUUUGAAUUACAAAAUAAAUUCAUCCGAUCCUUCAUAUAGAAAUUUCAACGAUAUUAACAAAAAACAAUUUGCGACCACUAUUUAUUUAACACGAAUAGUAUCGAUAAUUAAUAAAAUAGUUGGUAAUAUUUCAAAUUUGAAUGUCAGUGAUGAUCUACAAGAGAUAUAA